AAUCAAUUUGAACGCAAAUUUGAUGAACUCACAGUUACAAAGCAAAAAGAAUUACCGCCUCCAUACGGUAAACGGGUAGGAUGGAAACCAAGAAGUUUGGAUGACUUUGGAGACGGUGGUGCAUUUCCUGAAAUUCAUAUAGCUCAAUAUCCAUUAGAGAUGGGCCGCAACAAAACGGGCACAAGUGGUGGAGCCCUUCCGUUACAAGUUGAUGCAGAGGGCAAUAUUAGAUAUGACGCUAUUGCAAGACAAGGUCAUGCUGAAUCGCGAAUUGUUCAUUCACAAUUCAAAGAUUUGGUUCCAGUUAAUCAAAGAUCUGACAUUGAACAAAUAACUUUGGAUAGGCCUAGUGAAGAGGAGGUAAAAGAAACAACCGAAAAGACGAGAGAAGCAUUGGAAAAGAUAGUACAAGGAAAAAUCAAGGCUGCACAGCCAAAAAAUGUCAAAAAUGAUAAACCAUCAGAACCAACGUAUAUACGGUAUACUCCUGGACAACAAGGCGAAGCUUAUAAUUCAGGUGCAACGCAAAGAAUUAUUAGAAUGGUAGAAAUGCCUGUUGAUCCGAUGGAACCUCCAAAAUUCAAGCACAAAAAAAUUCCGCGUGGCCCUCCAUCACCACCGGCACCUGUAUUACAUUCUCCUCCUCGUAAAGUAUCGGCUAAGGAACAACAAGAAUGGGUAAUUCCUCCAUGUAUAUCCAAUUGGAAGAAUGCAAAAGGAUACACUAUUCCACUUGAUAAACGUUUAGCCGCAGAUGGACGCGGUUUACAAGAAGUCACCAUAAAUGAUAAUUUUGCAAAAUUAUCUGAAGCUCUUUUCACCGCAGACAGGCAUGCCCGUGAAGAACCAGAGAAGAAAGGUGACUAUGUUGUUCGUCUAAUAGAUAAGGUUCAUAAAUAUCAUAUUAACUAUAAUAAUCUUGUUACAACUGUCAGAGCUGGUAUUUCUUCGACGACUUUGAACGCAUCAGAAUCCGAUUCUGAUGAGCAAAACAGAGAUAUUUCUGAAAAGAUUGCAUUGGGUCUUGCAAAACCCACACUCAGUAAAGAUAGUCUUUAUGACUCUCGAUUAUUCAAUCAGUCAGAAGGUCUAUCAUCAGGAUUUAAAGAUGAUGAAGUUUAUGAUCUGUAUGAUAAACCACUUUUUGCUAGCUCAAGUUCCACAAGUAUAUAUAAUCCUAAAAAGAAUUAUGAUACUGAUCAAUAUGGUGGUGGAGAUGAAGAAAGCAUUAACAGAAUGCUAAGUGUUGAUAGAUUUGGGAUUGCUUCAAAAGGUUUUCAAGGAGCUGAUAAAAGCCGGGUUCAUGGACCUGUGGAAUUUGAAAAAGAAGAAGCCGAUCCAUUUGGGUUUAAUCAGUUCUUGGAUGAUGCUAAAAAAGGAAGUAAAC
Messenger RNA from Racocetra fulgida, 1387 nucleotides. The record is from the annotation of a GenBank genome assembly. NCBI's taxonomy places the organism in Eukaryota, Fungi, Glomeromycota, Glomeromycetes, Diversisporales, Gigasporaceae.